AUGGCGAAAAACAAAACAAUCGAAGAGAGGUAUCAGAAAAAGUCACAGAUAGAACAUAUUCUGCUGAGGCCUGAUACCUACAUAGGAAGUGUCGAAAUGCAUACACAGUUGUUAUGGGUUUGGAAUAAAGAAAAGAAUCGUAUGGUUCAAAAGAAUAUAACAUAUGUACCAGGGUUAUAUAAAAUAUUCGAUGAAAUUAUUGUAAAUGCAGCAGAUGUAAAAGCUAGGGAAAAGCCGAAGAGUGACAACCCUAUGACUUGUAUAAAAAUAGAAAUAAAUAAAGAACAGAAAAAAAUAAGUGUAUAUAAUGAUGGUGAAGGUAUACCAGUAGAAAUACAUAAAGAAAUGAAUAUAUAUGUUCCUCAUAUGAUUUUUGGGGAAUUGUUAACAUCGGAUAAUUAUGAUGAUGCAGAAGAUCGAAUUACUGGAGGCAGAAAUGGAUUUGGAGCAAAAUUAACAAAUAUUUUUAGUAAAGAGUUUGUUGUAUAUUGUGGUGAUAGUGAGAGGAAAAAAGAAUUUAAAAUGACAUGGUCAGAUAAUAUGUCAAAAGUUUCUGAACCGAUCAUAAAAAAUUAUAGUGGAAAAGAUUAUGUAAAGGUUACAUUUAAACCUGAUUUAGUAAAAUUUGGAAUGACUGAAAUGGAUGAAGAUAUAGAAAGUUUGCUGUACAAGAGGGUAUACGACUUAGCUGGUACUUGUAGUGUGAGGGUUUAUUUAAACGGAACAAGGUUAAGUGUGAAAGAUUUUAAAAGUUACGUAGAUUUAUAUUUGAAGGAUAAUUCAGCAAAUGGAAAUGGGAAUGGUAGUAACAAUAAAAAUAAUACUAAUAAGGAAAAUCAGAAUGGCAAUGCGGAAGUUAGCGCUAAUCAGACUAUGGACAAUUUAGAUGUUAGUUUGUCAAAUGAACCCGGGGAGGUAUCCCCAUCUAAGAGCAAUGCGGCUAAUGGGAAUGGAAAUGGCAAUGGAAGCGGAAGUGGAAACAUUAAUGAUGAAGAGGAGCUGGUAAAAAUACAUGAAAAGCAACAUCGAUGGGAAAUAGUUGUAUCAAAAACAGAUGGGUCUCAGUUCCAACAAGUGUCUUUUGUUAACAGUAUAUGUACAACGAAAGGAGGAUCACACGUUAAUUAUAUAGUUGAACAACUACUUAAUUCACUUAGUAAAAGAGCAAAUGCAAAAAAUAAAGGAGGAAUGGAAAUAAAAUCUGGACAUAUAAAGAAUCAUUUAUGGGUAUUUGUAAACUGUUUAAUUGUUAAUCCUACUUUUGAUUCUCAAACAAAAGAAACGUUAACUACUAAACCUGUGAAAUUUGGUAGUAAAUGUAUCUUAUCUGAAAAGACUAUAAAUAAUGUGUUAAAAAGUCCUAUCUUAAGUAAUAUUUUAUUAUGGGCUCAAGCUAAAGCACAAGUGGAGUUAAGAAAAAAAAUGAAAGCUGGAUCUUCUAAAGCCAGGGAAAGAAUUAUCGGUAUCCCUAAGUUAGAAGAUGCUAAUGAUGCAGGUAGUAAAUAUAGUCAAGAAUGUACCUUAAUAUUAACAGAAGGAGAUAGUGCUAAAACGUCCUGUUUAGCUGGUUUAUCUAUUGUAGGUAGAGAUAAAUAUGGUGUGUUUCCAUUGAAAGGUAAAUUAUUAAAUGUAAGAGAUGCUUCGUUCAAACAAUUAAUGGACAACAAAGAAAUACAAAAUAUUUUCAAAAUUAUGGGCUUAGAUAUUACAGAUAAGAAUAAAGAUGAUCUGAAAGGAUUACGAUACGGUUCUCUUAUGAUCAUGACAGAUCAAGAUUAUGACGGAUCGCACAUUAAAGGAUUGCUAAUUAAUAUGAUACAUAAAUUUUGGCCCAGUUUAUUAAAACAUAAAGGAUUCUUAAGUGAAUUUGUUACGCCCAUUGUUAAAGUACAAAAGGGUAAUCAGGAAUAUUCUUUUUUUACAAUUGCAGAAUAUGAACAAUGGAAAGAAAGCACAAAUUUAGUUGGGUGGAAAAUAAAAUACUACAAAGGGCUUGGUACUUCGACAGAUAAAGAAUUUAAACAAUAUUUUUCAGAUAUAAAGAAUCAUAAAAUAGUAUUUUUAUGGACAGGGGAUAGAGAUGGAGAUUCAAUUGAUAUGGCAUUUAGUAAAAAAAGAAUUGAAGAUAGAAAAUUGUGGUUACAAAAUUUUAUUCUUGGUUCAUAUGUAGAUCAUAAGGAAAAAGAUUUAUCAUAUUACGAUUUUGUAAAUAAAGAAUUAAUUUAUUAUUCAAGAUAUGAUACAGAAAGAAGUAUACCGAACAUUAUGGAUGGAUGGAAACCUGGUCAAAGAAAAGUACUAUAUGGCUGUUUUAAAAGAAAUUUAAAAAAUGAAUGUAAAGUAGCACAAUUAGUUGGAUAUAUAGCAGAGCAUAGUGCAUAUCAUCAUGGAGAGUCUUCAUUACAACAGACCAUUAUUAACAUGGCACAAACAUUUGUAGGAUCAAAUAAUAUUAACUUUUUAGAACCAUGUGGACAAUUUGGUAGUAGAAAAGAGGGAGGAAAAGAUGCAUCAGCAGCUAGGUAUAUUUUUACCAAAUUGGCUAGUUCGACAAGAAGUAUAUUUAAUGAAUAUGAUGAUCCUAUAUUAAAAUAUUUAAACGAAGAAGGUCAAAAAAUAGAACCACAAUAUUAUAUACCUGUUAUACCAACUAUACUGGUGAAUGGUUGUGAAGGAAUAGGAACAGGAUAUUCAUCAUUUAUUCCGAAUUAUAAUUAUUUAGAUAUUAUUAAUAAUAUUAAGAGAUACAUAAAUAAAGAACCUUUAAUACCUAUGAUUCCAUGGUACAAAGAUUUUAAGGGUAGAAUAGAAUCAAAUGGAAAAACUGGUUAUGAAACUAUUGGUAUAAUAAAAAAGAUAGAUGAUGAGACCUUAGAAAUUACUGAAUUGCCUAUUAAAAGAUGGACACAAGAUUAUAAAGAAUUCUUGGAAGAAUUACUAACAGAUGAAAAGCAUCAAUUAAUUAUAGACUAUAUAGACAACAGUUCACAUGAAGAUAUAUGUUUUACUAUCAAAAUGGAUCCUGUAAAAUUAAAAAGAGCAGAAGAAGAAGGACUAGAAAAAAUAUUUAAACUAAAGAGUACAUUAACUACAACAAAUAUGACGCUAUUCGAUCCAAAUCUCAAAUUACAGAGAUAUUCAACUGAGCUCGAUAUAUUGAAAGAAUUUUGUUUCCACAGAUUAAAAGCUUAUGAAAAUAGAAAAAGCUAUUUAAUAGCUAAAUUGGAAAAGGAAAAAAAAAUUAUUUCAAAUAAGAGCAAAUUUAUAUUAGCUAUAGUUAAUAAUGAACUUAUAGUUAACAAAAAAAAAAAGAAAGUACUUGUUGAAGAGUUGUAUAGAAAAGGCUAUGAUCCUUAUAAAGAUAUUAAUAAAAUAAAAAAAGAAGAAAUAUUUGAACAAGAAUUACUAGAGUCAGGUGAAAACCCAGAAGAUAACGAAGAAAUUAUUGCUGGUAUAUCCGUAAAAGAUUAUGAUUAUUUAUUAGGUAUGCCUAUAUUUAGUCUCACGUUAGAAAAAGUAGAAGAUCUAUUAUCACAACUUAAGGAGAAGGAAAGAGAACUAGAAAUACUAAAAAAUAUUACUAUUGAAACAAUGUGGCUGAAGGAUAUUGAAAAGGUAGAAGAAGCCAUUGAAUAUCAACGAAAUGUUGAGUUAGCUAACCGAGAGGAAAGUAACAGAUUUAAGGUAGCCAGAAAACAGGGAGGAAGUGCUUUUAGGAAAAAGAAAAAGAAGAAAAAGUUAACGAGUGAUGACGAUUCCCCAGGUGAUGAUUCAUCUGAUAGUAGUGAAUUCUUACUUCAUACUCUGAAUAUUAAAAAAACAAAAAAAAUGCCUAAUAAUAAUGCGACUAGUAGUGCUAGAAAGAGAUUGAAAAAAACAGAGGACGACAAUAGUAACAAUAAUAUCAAUGGUAGUAGUGAUAUAAAUGGUACUAACAACAUCAGUCAUCGUAGUAAUAAUGAUUUUAACGACUCGUCCAUAUUAGUUAACAGCGAAGUAUAUAGCAAUAAUAUGACUUAUGCAAAAAAUGUUGAUGACUCGUACGUAUCUGACAACACACCAUUACUCAAUAAAAUUAUAAAUAAAAAUAAUUCAAAUAACGUAGACACUAAUGCAUAUACUAAAAAUAAUAAGAGUACUAAUAAAAAUUCAAAAAAAAAAAAAACUCUAUCUUCUGAUUUAUCUAAUGACGAUAGUUAUGGAAGUAGUUCACCUAAGGACAACGAUAGUAGUAUUAUAGUAGACAAAACACCUAGCAUACCUGUAGGCACUAGUGAAAAUAUUACUAUAUCACCGAAUAGUAUAAUAAACAUUAACGACUUUUCAGGCAUUAAAAAUAAGUUACUAGAGCUUGAAAAUAAGAAGAAGCCAAGACUGACCCUAGCUGAAAAGAUUAAAAUGAAAAACGCAGAAAAGAAGAGCUCCCCUUCUAAAAAGAGCACAGGAGGACGAACUCCCUCGAACAAGAAAAAGAGCACAUUAUUAGAUGAUUCAAAAUCGAAGAAGUCGUUAACUUAUGAUAGUGACGAUUCCAGCAAUGAUGUUGAAUCAGUGGAUGAUAGUGACAGUUCAUUCAAUAUAUAG
Molecule: messenger RNA, 4584 nt
Organism: Plasmodium malariae
Lineage: Eukaryota; Apicomplexa; Aconoidasida; Haemosporida; Plasmodiidae
Gene: TOP2
Product: DNA topoisomerase 2, putative
Exons: 4
Coding region: 1-4584 (1527 amino acids)
Biological process (GO): resolution of meiotic recombination intermediates; sister chromatid segregation; DNA topological change
Cellular component (GO): nucleus
Molecular function (GO): DNA binding; DNA topoisomerase type II (double strand cut, ATP-hydrolyzing) activity; ATP binding
Source: RefSeq, a predicted model, not a curated record